UAGAAUGGUCGAGGAAGGGGGUAAAGAGCCAGGGGAGGAGAAGGAACAAGAACUUAAACCAUUAAAUGAGAAGAAAACUUCUGUUGAGAGAGGACAUUGGGAACACUCAUUGGACUUUCUUGUCUCUUGUUUAGGCUACGCUGUUGGACUCGGAAAUGUUUGGAGAUUUCCUUUCCUGUGUUUCCAGCAUGGAGGGGGGACAUUUCUUAUUCCGUACUUUUUUAUGCUGUUCUUUGCUGGACUUCCUGUAUUUUUCCUGGAGGUGUCCAUCGGCCAGUACGCUGGAGUUGGGCCGAUUAAAAUCUUUGGCCGAAUGGCCCCCCUGGCCGGUGGUUUAGGGUUGGCGGUAGUGGGAGUCAGUCUUUUCCUAGCAUUUUUCUACAAUGUGGUCGUCAGCUGGUCAAUGUGGUAUCUUAUGGCGACCUUUGCAGGAAUGGAGUGGGAAAACUGUGGCCAUUGGUACAAUACACAAAACUGUUGGUCAAAAAAGGCAAGUUUGCUAUGUGAAGAAGAAGGAAAAAUACUAAACGAAGGAAGUUGUAUGGAACUAUCAAGUGUAUGCAGGGAUCACAACAUGGAGUUAUACAGUUCAAAAUACUGCUCUAACUCAACAUACCAGGUUGGAGUGGAGAAGCUGUUGAAUAAAAGCUCUGCUGUUGAGGAAUAUUUUGAGAGAUAUGUUCUAGGGAAUAUUAAUGCUGAUUGGACAAACUUUGGCUAUCCACGCUGGGAGUCAGUUCUAGCACUAGGAAGCGCUUGGGCCUUGGUAGCAAUCUGCUUGAUAAAGGGAGUAAAGUCUAGUGGAAAAGUAGUAUAUUUCACGUCGUUGUUCCCCUACCUAGUUCUAGUUCUACUGGCAGGAAGAGGGUUUACUCUACCAGGAGCUUUUAAUGGAAUCAAACUCUUUCUCAUGCCAGUCUGGUCAAAUUUAACAGAUCUAACCAUUUGGACAGAUGCAGCAACACAGGUGAUAUUUUCCCUGGGCCCUGCCUGUGGAUGUGUUAUCACACUGUCGUCUUAUAACAGUUUUACUCGGGAUUGCCACAAGGACUCUAUACUGAUUGCUCUGUGCAACUCUAUGACCAGCUUGUUCUCCGGUCUUGUUGUGUUCUCCAUUCUCGGGUUUAUGGCCCACGAAGCCGGGGUCGAGGUCAAGGAUGUCAUCAAGUCUGGGCCCGGCCUCGCUUUCAUUGUCUACCCAGAGGUUGUUACAAUGAUGUAUGGAUCAUAUGUUUGGUCAGCUCUCUUCUUCCUUAUGCUCAUUUCUUUAGGAAACAAGAAUUUUGAAAUCUGUCUUACAAACCAAUAA
Eurytemora carolleeae is the source of this 1309-nucleotide messenger RNA. Its product is annotated as sodium- and chloride-dependent glycine transporter 2-like. The transcript is spliced from 14 exons. The record is from RefSeq and is a predicted model, not a curated record. Gene Ontology annotation, cellular component: membrane. Gene Ontology annotation, biological process: sodium ion transmembrane transport. Lineage: Eukaryota; Metazoa; Arthropoda; Copepoda; Calanoida; Temoridae. The coding region runs from base 5 to 1309 and encodes 434 amino acids.